AUGAUCAUGAAAAAUAUCGCCUAUUCUCUUUCACUCUCUGCUGCCCUAUGCAUCACGACGCCCGCAUUCAGCGAAACCUGGACCGUCGAUCCAGCGCAAAGCAAACUCGGCUUCGAAGUCCAGCAGGGCUCCGGGGCACUGACGGGAACCUUUGCAUCCUGGGAUGCCAGCAUCGAUUUUGAUGUCAACUCGCCGGAAACUGCGAAAAUUUCAGCACAAAUCAAACCUGCAAGUGCUGCCACGGGCAAUCCUCAGUUCGACACGACAAUGCCGGCGGAAGACUGGUUCAACGUCGCCGGGUUUCCGGUCGCCGAAUUCCAGGCAGACGGAGCGUCCCUUGUCGAAGGCAACAGCUAUCAGGCCAGCGGCACGCUGACCAUCAAGGGUGUUUCACAUCCCGUGCAACUGGAUUUCACGCUGAAUAUUGACGGCGACACGGCAAAUGCGAAGGGAACCGCUAAACUCAACAGACUUGACUACAUGCUCGGAGCCGGUGUUGGAACCGAUACGGUCGGAGAUACCGUUACGGUGACCCUGGACCUGACAGCCACCAGAUAG
This is a messenger RNA of Effrenium voratum, 558 nucleotides long. The record is from the annotation of a GenBank genome assembly. Lineage: Eukaryota; Dinophyceae; Suessiales; Symbiodiniaceae.